Limanda limanda (common dab) is the source of this 1255-nucleotide messenger RNA. RefSeq names its product histone deacetylase 12 (gene hdac12). The transcript has 8 exons. The record is from RefSeq and is a predicted model, not a curated record. Gene Ontology annotation, molecular function: histone deacetylase activity. The coding region runs from base 47 to 1072 and encodes 341 amino acids. Lineage: Eukaryota; Metazoa; Chordata; Actinopteri; Pleuronectiformes; Pleuronectidae.
GAUGGAGAAGCACGUGUCCUCCUGAGCUCAGCGGUUCCUCAGAGAGAUGACGGGAUCCCAGCGGAUGUUCCUGAGAGGAGUCGCUUCCUGGCUCCGUGCAGACUUCACCUCCUGCAGGAGAUUCCACGCAGAGACAGUCAGACCCGAGUCCAGAGAACUUCCCAUAAUCCACCACGCAGGGUACGUGUGCGACCUCCCCCCAAACCACACGUUCCCCAUGAGCAAGUUCCCCAAAGUGUUCCAGGUUCUACUGAAGGACCAGGUCAUCACACACAAGCAGGUGUGGGUGCCUGAGAUUGCCUCUAAAGAUCUGCUGAGUCGUGUCCACACAGAAGAAUACGUGACCGACUUCAUCCACGGGAGAAUAAGUGAGAAGGACCAGCGGAGGACGGGCUUCUCCUGGAGUGAGGGCUUAGUGAGACGCUGUCGAUAUGAGACCGGCGGGACCCUCCUUGCCGCUGAGGUGGCUCUGCAGAGGGGUCUGGCCUGCAGCACAGCAGGAGGAACCCAUCAUGCUUUUCCCAGUUAUGGUUCAGGAUAUUGUCUCCUCAAUGAUCUGGCUGUCACGGCCAAAUACCUGAUGGGCAACUCUUCACCCAGGAGGAAGGUUCUGAUUGUGGAUCUAGACGUGCAUCAGGGCGACGGCACAGCUUUCAUAUUUAAAGAGGAGCCGUGUGUGUUUACGUUCUCAGUGCAUUGUGGGAAAAACUUCCCCCUCCGUAAACAACAGAGUGACCUGGACAUCAGCCUGGAGGAUGGACUGGAAGACAAGGACUACCUCUCCACAGUGGAGGCUCACCUUCCCCGGCUCCUGGAGACUUUCCGUCCAGACCUGGUCCUCUAUGACGCCGGUGUGGACCCUCAUUGGGACGAUGAACUAGGGAGACUCCGCUUGACUGACCACGGGCUGUAUAAGAGAGAUCUGUAUGUGAUGAAGACUGUGGUGAGCAGAGGCAUCCCGACUGCUGCUGUGAUCGGAGGAGGGUAUUCAAGAGACGUGGACAAACUGGCCCAGAGACACUCCAUCGUCCACAGAGCAGCUGCUCAGGUUUGGAGGGAGUGUGGAUUGUAAAACCUUCAAGAGGAUCCUCAAAGUCCGAUACUCGCUCUUCAGCAGCCAAUAUUAAUAUAUACUGUAAAUAAAUAAAUACUGUACAUGCAACAGCAUUAAAUUUUUACUGAGAAUCGUGAAAAGUCAACUUUCUGUUUACCUCAUCGUGAAACUGCAUCAUUACCUCUGUGCUAGUAACUGUCU